AUGCCGCAGGAAAUCGGUGAGUUGCUCAAAGCAGCCGGGCAGUUCCCCACGGAGGAGGACAUUGAGGAUCUUGUUGAACAGCUGGAUGCUGACGGAAGCGGCGGGCUGAACUUGGCAGAGUUCCUGGAGGUUGUGUCGGCCAAUCCCAAGGGGCGGGACCUUUCGGCCGAGCUGAUCGAAGCCUUCAAGAUCCUGGACGAGGAUGCCGACGGCUUCCUCUCAAAAGAUGAGCUCCGGAAAGCAGCGAAGAAGUUCCAUUCCAAGCUGUCGGAGCAGGACAUUCUCCAGAUGGUGGCUGAGGCGGAUUCGAGCUUUGACGGGAAAAUCAGCUUCCCAGAGUUCGAGCGCAUCAUGAAGCUGCUUUGCGCGCAAGUGCUGUGGAGUUGUGGCAACUUCUUUGAAGUGUUCAUGCUGAAGAAAGCCAGAGUCUUGACUCUGCUGGCACUGUGCAUCCCGGCGCUGGCUUUCGUGCCUCCUGCGCAGCAGCCAGUGCACCAGGCGGUGGCCCCUGCGGGCGCUUCUGCGGCCCCCGAGGUUGAGGCGGCAUCUUCGUUCUCCACCUUGGCCUUCGGCGCCAGCGUGGGCUACGCGUGCGCGGCCGUGGGCGCCGCAGCGCGCCAGGGCCGCGUGGCCCGGAGGGCGGAGAAGGCCUCGGUGGCGAGGACACCGGUGGCCUACCCCAUCUUCACCUUCCGCUGGCUGGCCGUCCAUGCACUGGUGGUCCCCACCGUCUUCUUCCUGGGCGCCAUCAGCUCCAUGCAGUUCAUCCAGCGCUGA
This is a messenger RNA of Effrenium voratum, 777 nucleotides long. The record is from the annotation of a GenBank genome assembly. Lineage: Eukaryota; Dinophyceae; Suessiales; Symbiodiniaceae.